AUGUUCCUUGGACCACCCCUGACACGGCUACCUAGUCGCUUCAGCUGCGAGAAUUUUCUUGCGCUGUCAAACGAUCGCAGCGUGAGAGCGAAAAGGAGAGGAACAUCUACUUCCGCUGUGGCUCGUCGUGCAAAUCGUCCUCUGCAGCGGCGAGGCGUCAUUGCAAAACGAGUGGUCGACGGUGAAAGGUGCGUGCGUGCCGUCGCGAGCGAGACACGCGGAAAAGUGGUGCCGGUCCGUCGAAAAGCAGAACAACUAAAGUGGGCUCGAAGCCAAACCCGGAAGAUCAAACGCGGCAAGGCGGAGCCCGGCGCAAAAUUCCGCGACAAGAAACGUCUCCAUCGCUCGAAGGCACGCCACGCAAUCUCAAGAUCUGUCCCACACUCGUCAUUCAGCGCUUGGUCGGUCGCUGCUGAACGAAUAAAAGGUGCCAGUCUCGCCCGGAAUCUGGCCAACACCGAACACCCCCCGUCGAGUUCAAGCACGUCAAGAAGACCCAUCCGGAAGAGGAGCAAAGCGAAAAGACCCUCGCAGGAGGUAAGCGGGAACCUUGCGGAUUGGUUGAUUACGGGGAUUUUAACGCGACGAUGUUCUAGGGUCUUUUUUCGCACACGCUCAGCGCGCACAGGGCUCGACGGGCGUAACGAGGCGGUCCAGGAUCAACUACGCCACACACCUGGAGCUGCGCCGCGGAUCAGCAACCGUGCGGACGGAUCGCGGACAGCCGAUCGCCUUUGAGAACCCACGCGCUGGAGAAGUCCAUGCGUACGCACGCACGGGGACCAGCACGACACGCCCAAGAUUUGGGGAGAUUUGGCAUCGGGUUCGCGCAUGAACGCGGCCACGCCGCGCGACUCAAGCACACAAGAGAAACAUCAACACGCCAGCCAGGGAGAGACCACACACGCACCAGCGCGCUCGUGAUUCGUCCACGCAUCAGGCAGCACAGUCGCCGCGGCCGAUUCGCCACAGCUGCGCGCCAACAAGAAUCAGCGCGUGAAGCAACACAUCUACGUUCGCGCGUCGGCAUCCGGCGGCCUGUUGCUGCUCGCCGAUACGCCUGGGACUGCAGAGAGUGAACAAUUCGUGAGUGCUAGUUGUAAGUUUGGGGGUGCACCUACCAAGGACGCGAAGCGUCGAAGAACCCACGCGAAGCACAGGCAGGUUGAAAAUUGUGAGGCGCAAAGCGCAUGAGUCUGCUCGCGCGCGCCUGAGGGAACCGUGAGCGCACGAGGGGGCGCACGAGCGCAUGUUAGGCACCGCGAGCGUAUCGCAAUUUUAGAAUAAGCAAAUUUCACACACUGAUGUAAUGUUGGGAAGAAUAGAGUUGGGUUUUUGGAUGUAAUUUAGCUUUUGUUUCGCCUUUAUUUGGUACCGCAUUUGUUUUGAGCUUACGGAGUGUCGCCUCCCAGUUUAUACCGUAACAAACUUUAACCCCCGAGCGACAAGCCAGUUUUCAACCAAAUGAGCUCAAAUUUGGUAUGAGAGUCCCUAUGGGUACCCCCAACAAGAUUGUGAACUUCCGGUGGCCAAUGAAAGAGCCGCCCGACGCGGGGAACACCGAACUUACCGGUUUGCUGGUUGGAUGAAGAGUGACGAGCUGAGUUCAGCUGUCAACCGAUCAAGUGUCAAUGUCGACACAGAACCUUAUGUCGACUCAGUUCAAUAUAUUUCAGUGACGGGGACUUUCAUGCAAGUUGUACCCUGCACAUCCUCCCUCUACUCAAAAAAAAAAGGAAAUGCAAUCUACAAAACAACAGUUAUUUUAACCCAAUUUCCCUCCAAAUUCUCUCAAAGUGUAUUUACAAGUCGACAUAUUUCUUUAACACAAGCCGUUUUCUUAACACUGGGGGGCAUGCCUAGCGAGAAUCGUGUUUAAACUGUCAUUCCAAAGUAA
This is a messenger RNA of Culex quinquefasciatus (southern house mosquito), 1897 nucleotides long. RefSeq lists its product as uncharacterized. The record is from RefSeq and is a predicted model, not a curated record. The transcript is spliced from 4 exons. NCBI's taxonomy places the organism in Eukaryota, Metazoa, Arthropoda, Insecta, Diptera, Culicidae. Bases 1 to 738 code for a protein of 245 amino acids.